Penicillium soppii is the source of this 867-nucleotide messenger RNA. RefSeq lists its product as uncharacterized. The coding region runs from base 1 to 867 and encodes 288 amino acids. The transcript is spliced from 5 exons. Gene Ontology annotation, biological process: protein N-linked glycosylation; cellular response to oxidative stress. Gene Ontology annotation, cellular component: endoplasmic reticulum membrane. NCBI's taxonomy places the organism in Eukaryota, Fungi, Ascomycota, Eurotiomycetes, Eurotiales, Aspergillaceae. The record is from RefSeq and is a predicted model, not a curated record.
AUGCCGCGAUUCGAAAUAAAGGCUGGCUCCUCCUCGACCGAGCCAACCGAAGAGGUGGCUUCUCAAUCUAUUUCGGCCGUUGUCCCGCCAUCCCCGACUUCAAGAUCCCAUACCCCACCCAGCAGCGAUGCAGGCCACGCUGCCCCGUCAGCACUGCACCCGCGAGUCGCUGUCAUUCUAGGGGUGGACCGCAAGUGGUACAUUCCGUUGCUUGUAUGCCGAGCGCUGAGCACGGUACCUGCUGCUUGGUGGGGACUGCGAUGUGCUUUCACCUUCUUGGCCGAGCUGCUGCAUAUUCGGCCGGGUAUGGGACGGGAGGGGUGGGCGGCGGCGAUUAUCGGUAGUGUGGGGCAGGAAUGGGAUGUUGAGAGGAGAUUCCGCGUGACGGAGGUGGCAUUGGCUAUUAUGUGGUGCUGUGCAUCUGCAUACCUUUCUUAUUUCUUUGCUGAUUGUUUGAUGUCUCGAUGGCUUCUAAACUACACUCCACCGGCCGUUGUGAUCCGACUCCUAACAACGAACGGCUUGAUCGCAUAUAUCACAUCUUGGGUGCUAUAUCUAUCUGGUGCCUCUUCUGACCCUCGGCACCUUCUACCGGCGUGGAUAUCCAUUACAACUUCUUUAACAUUCAUCUACUACGCAACCCAAAACCACACCAAAAUCAAGCGUGAAACAGCAGCAUCUCUGCUAGUUGUGCUUGUCGCAAGCUUCCUCACCAUGUCAUUGCUCCUGCUACAGCUGCAUUUGACCCGGGAGAACGAAUCCGAGGUGCCCGUCUUUGUGUUCUCCCGCAAGCUGUGGGACUGGGCGACAGCCAUAUUCCUGCGCAUGCGAAUUGCAGAUGAGCGUGCUGGGCUUGGGGAACUGUAG